Molecule: messenger RNA, 5241 nt
Organism: Anas platyrhynchos (mallard)
Lineage: Eukaryota; Metazoa; Chordata; Aves; Anseriformes; Anatidae
Gene: TTLL7
Product: tubulin tyrosine ligase like 7
Biological process (GO): microtubule cytoskeleton organization; protein polyglutamylation
Cellular component (GO): ciliary basal body
Molecular function (GO): tubulin-glutamic acid ligase activity; tubulin binding
Source: RefSeq, a predicted model, not a curated record
ACUUAUUUUAAAAUAAUUAAUGACAAUAUUUUUGUAUAUAUCACAUUAAAAAUGUGAAGCAUCUUACUGUUUAUGUCAGAAAUAAGUCAGACAAAUUUGAUUUUGUUAUAAAUUAUCCUUCCUCUAGUGAAAUAGAUGGGUUUUGAAGAAUUAUAUUAGCUAAGAAUCUGUGAGUAAGAACUGAGAAAACAAUAGUAAAUAAUGAUUCAUCAGCCUGGUAAUAAGGAAGAGUUUUCAGAGAAAUACAUGUGAAUAUUUUGAUUCUUCUAGCCUAGAUCAGUUUAAACAACAGUUAAAAAGAGUUAAUCUUUUGGCCCCAAAUUUUACCUACACUGCAUUUGCCAUUACCAAAAUAUAAAUUGUUUUUGUGUAUUUAUGUAAUGUGAUAUCUCAUUUCUCUUGUUCUCUUUCCUUUUUUAUUUCAUAAAUACUACACAUAAUAUGUAGAAUGCAUGCAAAUAUUAUGUGCAUUGCCGUGGUGUCUACAUGUCCUGCUUAUGGACCAGAAUCCUCUUGUUCUGGUCCAUAAGUAUAUAACUGCUGUACAAGCACUUCACUGCCCCUUCCAGACUUUAUUCUAAGUAAAAACAUAGAGAUAGCACAUGGAUGUAAGCAGCUAUUUGGAGAGAUCUCAGAAAAAAUGGAACAAUUUUGGUCAGCUUGGUAGGCAGUGCUAUCCUUGUGUAUUGGUGCAGGUAUGUGAUUUAAAACAAAUAUGCAAGAUGAGCAAAAGAUUCAUGCACACAUUGCAUUCAAAUACAGUCUUUCUCUCAACCUACUGAAUUCUGAGAUUGAAACAGUUUAAAGAUGCUGAAUGUUGAGAUUGCACAUAUUACAGAUAAAAUUAGGAUAAUUUCUCUGGUAUGAUAACCCUGGGUUAAAUAUAUCUAUGUUGUGAUAUCAGCACUUAAACUCUGUUCUAUCUGCUGAUGUUUAAUUAGUCUCUUUUUUGCAGUACUAGCCUCACAAUUCGAUAUUUGGAAUUCAUAAUUUACAAAACUCAGUCAUAUAUCUUGAGACUGCUUGUGAAAACAAGUCAGUUCUGAAUGAUCAAGUGUCAGCCUCAGGAGUACACUUUUAUUCCUCGAACAUGGAUCUUCCCUGCAGAGUACACACAGUUUCAGAACUACGUAAAAGAACUGAAGAAGAAGCGUCGACAGAAAACAUUUAUAGUCAAACCAGCUAAUGGGGCAAUGGGACAUGGGAUCUCUUUAAUAAGAAAUGGAGAAAAGUUACAAGCUCAGGAUCACUUGAUUGUUCAGGAAUAUCUUGACAAACCAUUUCUUAUGGAAGGCUACAAGUUUGAUUUACGUGUAUAUAUUCUUGUAACCUCAUGCGAUCCAUUAAAAGUGUUUUUAUAUCAUGAUGGACUGGUGAGAAUGGGCACAGAAAAGUACCAUCCCCCCAGUGACUCAAAUUUGAGCCAACUGUAUAUGCAUCUGACUAACUACUCUGUGAAUAAACAUAAUGAACAUUUUGGACGGGAUGAAACAGAAGACAAAGGAAGUAAACGCUCCAUUAAAUGGUUUACUGAGUUUCUAGAAACAAAUAAUCUUGAUGUCUCCAAAUUCUGGAAUGAUAUUUCAGAGUUAGUAGUGAAGACUCUCAUAGUUGCAGAACCACACGUUCUUCAUGCUUAUCGCAUGUGCAGGCCAGGGCAAGCACCAGGAAGUGACAGUGUCUGCUUUGAAGUCCUGGGAUUUGAUAUUCUGCUGGACAGAAAACUAAAACCAUGGCUCCUAGAGAUUAAUCGUGCUCCAAGCUUUGGAACUGAUCAAAAAAUAGACUACGAUGUAAAAAAGGGUGUUCUUCUAAAUGCAUUAAAGCUUCUCAACAUACGGACAAGUGAUAAAAGAAGAAACUUAGCCCAGCAGAAAGCUGAAGCUCAAAAAAGACUGUAUGGUCAAGGCUCAAUGAAAAAACUGUUGCCAGGUUCCUCAGAUUGGGAAAAGCAGCGCCACACACUGGAAAGGAGAAAAGAAGAACUGAAGGAAAGACUUGCACAAGUCCGUAAACAGAUUUCCAAAGAAGAGCAUGAAAAUAGGCACAUGGGGAACUACAGGCGAAUUUACCCUCCUGAUGAUAAAACAUUACUUGAAAAGUAUGAGAGUUUGUUAGCCACUGCUUUCCAGACAUUUCUUGCUGGGAGAGCAGCUUCACUUCAGCGGGAAAUGAAUAACCCUUUAACAAGAAUGAAGGAGGAGGACAUUUUGGAUCUUCUGGAGCAAUGUGAAAUAGAUGAUGAAAAACUAAUGGGAAAAUGUACCAGGCAGCGAGGGCCUAAGCCCUUGUAUUCUAUGCCAGAAAGUGCACAACCCUUAAGAAAACUUAAGAACUACAAUAGUGAUAGCAGCUGUGAUAGUGGUAGCAGUAUGUCAGAGUCGGGAGAAGAAACUGAAAAGGAAGAUCAUAAUGAAAAAAAAGAGAAAAAAGUAUCAUAUGAUCUUGAAGAAAAUAAAUAUAAGUCCUUGGAACGAUCAGGUAGAAUGAACUGGAAACCUUCAAUUAAAAAUAUAAAAUCUCCAUCAUAUUCACCCUCCACAUCAUCUGCAGGUCCAAUAAGGCGUUCUGUAAGCUGCCCUCGUUCUAUAUCGACUAUGCAGUCACAUGAGCAGCGUCCCUUCUCAGCCAAAGCAUCUCUGCAAGUCCAACGUGCAUCCUCAGUGAAUAGGGCCCGUUCUUUAAAUUGCAGCCCAUCUUCAUCCAGAGUCUCUCAGACAUCCAGCCUGGGCACUAUGAAUUCUUCGGGGAAUGAGUCUUUGCUGCAACAGAAAACGAAAGAGCAAGAAGUUGCUCUGACAAAAGAGACUCUACUCAUUUUCAAUGACAUGAGAAUGAAGUUCCCAGGCAAAACGGAUGAAGAAUCAGAAUUAAUUAUAGAAGAUAUAAUGGAUAAUUGGAAGCAUCAUAAAACAAAAGUGGCAUCGUAUUGGUUGGUAAAACUGGAUUCUGUAAAGCAACGAAAACUUUUGGAUAUAGUCAAGACAAGCGUUCGUGCAGUCCUCCAGCAUGUCUGGAAGGCUCCAGACAUUGAAAACUUACAUCUGUACCGUCUCUUUAACCGUGUAUUUAAUCGCUUACUUUGGAGCCAUGGUCAAGGCCUGUGGAACUGUUUCUGUAAUUCAGGGAGCUCUUGGGAAACCAUAUUCAGUAAAAGUGCAGAGGUGGUGACUCCUGAGCAACUCCAGUGUUGCCAACGGAUAGUACAGCUUUGUAAACACUGCCUGAUAGUGGUUUACAAAUAUUCAUCGGGCUCCAGAGGAUCACUGACUGGAAUUAGUCCCAGCUGGGAUGAUACAAGGUGUUUGUUGCCAGGACCUUCACAGUUCAUCACGAAAUCAUCCUCGUCCAACCUUAGCUGCAGUUCGUCCGGAAUGCCUCGCCCUAACAUUUUGUUCACACACAGAUAUAGUCACUUGUGAAACAAACGAAAAGUUAUUUUCCAUUGUACAUAAUGGCACUCCGUAUAUAUAUUUUUUUUCAAAUUAAAACUUGUCAUGGAGCUAAAUGCAAGCACUGUUAUAAUAUGGUAGUAAGUAUAUAACAUAUAGCUGAAAACCUACUGUAAAAGCAUAGCUUUUCUGGAAGCAUAAUAAACCUUGUUAAGCUGGUUACACACAUUUGAAUGUGUAGAUCUUGCUAGGUUUAUAAGUAAUUCCUACUAGAAAUGUUAUUUUUGCUGCAGAAUAUAGAAAUGAAAUUGAUCUUGAAGAUCCUAUUACAGUGUUACAUUAUUUUGUAUGUACAAUACUUUGACUUGAAUAUUAUUUAUUGUAAAGUAUACUAUUUAUUGUCUCAGAUGUAAUUGAUCCUUUAACUAGACAGAUGAUUAAAAAAAACUGUAGUGGAACACUAAAACUGUAAUAAUCAUUAAAAAUAAUCUGGUAAUUUCUUGCACAUGUUUAAAGUAAUGACCCAAAUCCUGUAAGCCAAACCUGAAGCAGGUAUCUUUUCAUUUCUCCUCUGAAAUUAUGGGUCUUGGUUAGUGCUUUUACUUUUCUUAAAGGACAUGGUAUAGUAUCUUUUAGUCAAAGUGGAGGCAUUCUAUAUGCAGAUAGUAAAAAUAUCAGUUCAUGCAUUCAGUUUCUAACUGGAUUUUUGUAAUAAAACAGAAGCCAAUAUUUGUUAACUAGCUUUCAUUCACAUUACCUUACCUAUGGCCUGUGCCUUUAAGUUUCCUUUGGGAGCAAGCAGUCACCUACAACUUGUACAAGCAUGCAUAGUGCAUAGUUUUUCUGUUUUACUACACAAGUGGUAAAGCAGACAUUUUUAGGAAAUACUGCAGCUAUAAUUUAUUAUUUCAACCUUAUACUAAUUGGUUUGCUGUAGUUUUUAGCAUACAAUCCAGUACAUACUGUAGAAUGUGUUGUUUAGCUAGACAGUAUUUUCUAGACUUACUGACACCUUUAAAUGUUGGAAAUAUAAUUCAGUAAGAAGCUCUCAUUCAGAUUCAGCUUCCUCAGCCUGGCUGAGGGGCACAAAAAGAAACCAAGCCAGAACAGGAACACAAUUAACAGGACUUGUAACCUGAAAGCAUCAUUCAGGUUUUCUACUUAUACCCUUCCAUCUCAUUCAGCGUUGUGCCAUGUAAGCCUUAUUUGUUAUAUAAAUAAUUAUUAAAAAAACACAGCUAAUCUAGAUUUUUUUGUUUGUUUGUUUAACUGAGUGAAGAACAGAGUAGUAGGUAUUUACCAAAGACUUGUUUACUUUCUAAUAAUGCAAUCUGAAAACUUGUUUGUAAAUUACCAAUGUAUUUUAGUUAUAUGUUAAAAAUAAUUUAGGGGGGGUUAAUUGUCCUCAGGAGAAGUAUAUUAGAGGUUUUUGAUAUCCAGAAAUUUAUGAGAAAUUUAAGAGACUUAAGAGAUUUGAGACUGAAGUUGUCUGGAAUUUAUUAUUAUUAUUUUUUUUUAAUCUUAGUAGAUAUAUCAAAUUGGGAAUUCUGGUGAGAUUUUUGAUGCCUGUGCUGUAGUGCCUCAGCUCUAGAACUGCAAGAUACAAGAUAGGAAGACUAUUUGUAAACAAAUAAUAAUAAUAAUAAAAAAAGACAAAACAACAACACAAAACAUAGAUUAGCCAGAUAUAAGCAGUCUUCUUGUCUGGUAAAAAUAUUUUUCAUUCUCAUGGUAAUACUGAUUUAGUAAUACAGUACGUUCACAUUAAUUGUGUAUAUUUCCUUUGAUCCAUAUUGAUAAAGCAUAUUAUGAUUAUCUGUAACACCUAAUAAAAGCUGUAAAUCCUUUC